Molecule: messenger RNA, 948 nt
Organism: Acanthosepion pharaonis
Lineage: Eukaryota; Metazoa; Mollusca; Cephalopoda; Sepiida; Sepiidae
Source: the annotation of a GenBank genome assembly
AUGUCCGCCGCCGUCGCUCCUUUUCCCCCCUUUCAUGAAGGGAAUAUAAAGAACUGGUUCCUGCAAAUGGAAGCUAUCUUUACAGUCAGAAGGAUUACUGACCAAAAGACUAAGUUUGGCCACGUGGUGGCGGUUUUGCCACCCGCCAUUGUUGAUGAGGUCUCAGACUUCCUAGAAGCCGUUCCUGAAGUAGAACCCUACGCCCGCUUGUGGCUGGACCGUCUCCCCACCACCAUUACCCAAAUUUUGGCGCCAAUGUCCGAAAACACCUCGAUCGAUCAAUUAGCGGACGCCGCUGAUCGUAUUUUCUCGCAACUGGAUAAUCAGACAAUGCCAGUACACAGUGCUGAAGCGACUAGGGACGACAGCUCCUUGGAAAAAACAGUCGAGGACUUGCAGCGCCAAGUUAAAGAUUUAACAUUAGCUCUAAAAAGCCAGGGUCGAAGCCGGUUCCCUUCCCGCCGGCGCUUCAGAAGUCGACCACGCUCGUCAAGUCGGAACAAGGAUGCCACUCCUACUAUGUGUUACUACCACCGACGAUAUGGGUCUAAAGCUCAUUACUGCGUCAAGCCGUCUGUGACCACACCACCAGUUUCUUCCUCUUUUAUUCAGGACUUACGCCUUAAAAUGGCAAACUUAUGCUAUACACCACCGCGGCACUGCCCGAGUGAUAUCUAUUUACCGCACCAGCUCAAGGACUGCGAAUUUGUAUUUGUACGUAAUGACUCUGUUAAGCGGCCUCUUACGCCGGCCUACACAGGCCCAUUCCGCGUUCUUAAACGCGCGGACAAAUAUUUCCAAAUACAGAAAGGUAUUCACACCGACAACGUUUCAAUAGAUCGGUUGAAACCUGCCUUUAUAGAGAAACCGUCGUCUCAUACUACUUCCCAAUCAACUCCGCAAGUUCAGGAGAAUUUCAAGACACCUGUUUCUCUCGACAAAGCCUAA